Leishmania major strain Friedlin is the source of this 3243-nucleotide messenger RNA. RefSeq names its product putative ferric reductase. Bases 1 to 3243 code for a protein of 1080 amino acids. Gene Ontology annotation, molecular function: oxidoreductase activity. NCBI's taxonomy places the organism in Eukaryota, Euglenozoa, Kinetoplastea, Trypanosomatida, Trypanosomatidae. Gene Ontology annotation, cellular component: plasma membrane. The transcript has a single exon. The record is from RefSeq and is a predicted model, not a curated record.
AUGCACAUCGCCCCUCUGACACUCACAGCGCAGCUGUGCUACCGUAUUGGUGGCACAGUGGUGUGCGUCUUCUUUACCGUCUUUGGCUACCUGGUGUGGCGUACGCAGGGCUAUUACGAACUGACACCUGAAGGGCAACAACGCAGCGCCGGCUUUACGCCGAACGGUAUCGCCGGUGUCACGGGCUUCUUCACGUUCGCCGGCCUCGCUGUGGUGCUUCUCAUCGAGACGACGCUCUUCUACGUGCGCUACGCCUUCCACCCAUCCCACAAGGGCCGCUACUGGACGAUGCACCGGUAUGCCUCCGUGAUCCUUCAGGCCGCUCUGGGUAUCCUCUACGUGGGAACUGGCGUGACGCUCCUCGUCAAGUGGAGCGGCAAUUCUGCACAGUGCGCUUUCAUCUUCUGCUUGGGAGUCGACAAGUACCCGAAGACGCCUCGAACGCGCGGGGCCGACUUCGAAUCUUUCCUCUCCGUUAUCAUCUUCUUCGUCCUGGUGCCUGCAGGGCUGGUGCUGCUGUACCGCGUCUUCACUAUUGCCAUGCUGCAGUGGGCCGAGAAAGUGGCGCGCGAGUGUGAUGCGGCGAGCGUGGCAGCCGACGCGCAAGCGUCCAGCAGCGCCUCCAGCCAGUCCACUGGCGAAGGAACAUCCUCGCCGGGAAGGGGUGGUGGUGUGGUUGCUGCAGUGGCGACGGAGGCGAACCCAAUGGCAAAGCCGGUGAGCAUCCGGCCAUUUCAGCCGAAGUCGAGGGUGAAGCAGGUGUGCCGCCUUGUCGGCGUGCUGAUUGGCAUCCUGGUGUGCGCCAUUCUCUCCUUCUGGCUGCCAAACGACUCGCGCCGUUGGAACCCCAACUGUAUCGCCUCCUUCGCUCGCAAUGGUGUCUCGCGCGAGAGACGCACUACUAACAUGACCGUGCCGGAGAUGCCGGACGCGUGGUUCCGCACCGGCCAGAUCCGCUUCUCUGAUGACCUGACGCUGAAACUGUUCCCGGGCAACGUCUUCUUCUACGUAUACCUGCUGAUGACGGCGAUCGUUGUGUUGGUGCUGCGGCUGACGCAGCGCGGGCGGUACUGGGUGCAGCGCCGCAUUCCGCUGUGCGCGUGCUUCACAUGUGGCGAGGCCGCCUUUGUCGCCGCUACGGCGCUGCUGUCGGUCAUGUUCUUCAUCUACUGGCUACACGACCACAACUACAAACAGACUUGGACUGUGACUGCGAAUGAGAGUGCACAGAUUGAGGCGCCGGAGCGCUGGGCCCGCGGACUGGGCCAGCUGGCCAUCCUGUUCCUUUCGCUGCUGUUGCUGCCGGUGAGCCGUCAGUCGGUGGUGGUCAGUGUGCUUGGUGUGUCGCGGGAUGGCAUGUUGUGGUUCCACCGCGCUGUCGGCUACGCCAUGCUGGCGGCCACGGUUGGCCACAUCGUGGCCUUUUAUGUGUCCUACGCCAGCUUUGGGUAUCUCAUGCAGAACCUGAACACCGUCACCAAUUUCGUGUGCAAGAAGGGUGUUUACGACGACUACACCGUUUUGGUCGUGACGUGGACAACGUGGUUCCUGCUGAUCUCCAUGGGCAUCUUUGCCCUCAAUCUGAUGCGCCGCCGCCACUACGAGCUGUUCUACUACACGCACCUCGCCGCGACGUACAUGACGCUACCCGCCAUGCUCUUCCACGCCUCUGCUGGCUGGAUGUACCUGCUCCCCGGCAUGACGGUGCUCCUGUCUGACCAGCUGGUGCGUCUGUGGCAGCGGUCCGCCGUGGUGCGCGUCGUGCGCGCGCGCGUGAUCGGCGACGACACGACGGAGCUCGCCUUCACUGUGCCCGGGCGAUGGGAUAUGCGGCGCGUGCACCCGGGACAGUACGUGCUGGUGUGCGUGCCGGAGCUGACGGCGCUGCAGUGGCACCCCUUCACGCUGAUCAACGUCGUGGACGAGGAGUCGGCUGUCGUCGGAAGCUCGAAGGUGAGCGCGAAGGAGACCGUGUUCUACGUGCACGUCAAGUCAAUGGGGCCGAAGACGUGGACGGGGCGGCUGUACGACCUAGUGAGCCGCGGCGAAGAGAUCACGAUGGCUGUGGAGGGGCCCUGUGGGACGCCGGUGGUCUACCGCCACUAUGGCAACAUUGUUCUGGUUGCCGGUGGCAUCGGCGCGACGCCGUGCGUAUCGAUCCUCGGGUCGCUGCUGCGCCAGUGCCACGCUCUCGGCCACAGUGGCGCUAGCCCACGUGUGACUUUCAUUUGGUCUACUCGCUCUGCGCGUCACGUGAAGGCGGUAGCAGACAUGCUGCAGCUGCCGAUGCGGUGUGGCGACGUGGUUCGUCAACCUGCGACCCGUGCGGCGCUGGUGAAGAAGAUCGACACGUGUGUGGCACCCGAAGACGUCACCAACGAUGUGAGGCUGAAUACCGAGAUCAUCCAGCCCGCCAAUUCUCUGGAGCAGGACGAGCCGCUAAAUGAGGAGUUCAGUGCGGUGAACGAGGGUGUCCGCAUAGCUGACGACGCAGUGCAAAACUUUUUUCUUGACGUCUAUGUCACUCGUACGACGGAGCUGCAGCAUUUUUCCAACGGAGACGCGUGCCUGGGCGAGCAAUGCUCAUCAACGCCCUUCACUCCCUCGCCAAAGAAAGGCUUUGUGGAGUUGGAUAGCAAAACGCUUAGUUGCGCGGGUGCCAUGGGGACUGUCCAAAAUGCUGUGGACAGCGCCUCGCCUUGGAAGCAGAAGACAGCGACAGCGACGACGACCGGGCCGCACGGCAAGGCUGACGAUGCGGAAGAAGCGAAGGCGUUCUCCAAUGCGUCUAUGGGCAGGGAAAGCAAAGGCCUUGAUUUGACCGGCGCCGAUGGCUGUGAGGAUCGCAUCAACGGCUCUUCAGAGUCGACUGCACAUAGAAUGGGGUGGAAAGUUUUUGGCGACGCUGCAUCUGCUAUGGAUGAGGAAGGUGCCUUUAUGUUGAAUGGGCUUUCCAGGUGGUCGUCAAGCUCUGUUACGAAGUCGAGCGAGCGCCUGCAUGAUAACAGCGACAGCAGCGGCAGCGGGUGUGUGGCGCUGAAGGUGCACUCGUGGCGCCCCGAUGUCGAUCGCCUCAUCCGCGAGGCACUCAAGCAGCCUGGAUCUGGCGUCCAGGAAUCCUCGAAACUGGACAAGGCCCGCACGUUGUUGUUUGUGUGCGGUCCGAACUCGCUCGUUCGCCAGGUAACGGCCUCAGGGGCGCAGCUCGGUGUGGCGGUGCACAAGGAAGAGUUCCUCUUCUAG